Molecule: messenger RNA, 1881 nt
Organism: Phycodurus eques (leafy seadragon)
Lineage: Eukaryota; Metazoa; Chordata; Actinopteri; Syngnathiformes; Syngnathidae
Gene: grwd1
Product: glutamate-rich WD repeat containing 1
Exons: 7
Coding region: 46-1443 (465 amino acids)
Molecular function (GO): protein binding
Source: RefSeq, a predicted model, not a curated record
AAACCAUGUGACCGGAAGUGCGCACGCUUCUCCUCGUUCGCCAAUAUGUCCGCCUCCAACAAAGACACGUUUGCCGAGGACGCGGACGGCAUGGAGGAGCAGCAGGAGGACGAGGCCGUGAGCGACGACGACGACGACGACGAGGGAGUGGACAUGGAGGAGGACGGAGGAGAAGAUGGGGACGGAGACGGGGACAAGAAAGUGUACGUACCCGGAAUCGAGCCGCUGAAGCCGGGAGAGGAGCUGGAGAUGGACCAGUCUGCGUACCGCAUGUACCACGAGUGUCAAACAGGCGCACCAUGUUUGAGCUUCGACGUUGUGACAGACGCUGAUGGAGACGGCAGGAAAGAGUUCCCUCUAUCCAUGUUGUUGUGUGCGGGCACACAGGCUGACACAGCCAUGGCCAACAGACUGCUGGUCAUGCGCAUGCACAAUCUUCACGGAACAGAGAAAGAAAAGGAGGAAGAGGAGGAAAGCAGUGAUGAAGACAGUGAGGAGGAGGAGGAGGAGGAGGAUGAAGAAAAUAAAAAGCCGCAGAUGGAACUGGCCAUGAUGCCUCACUUUGGCGGCAUUAACAGAGUCAGAGUGACCCGGCAUGGAGACCAGUCUCUGGCUGCUGUCUGGUCCGAGAAGGGACAGGUGGAAAUAUUUGAUCUGCAACCUCAGCUGGAGGCCGUCCACAGUUCUGCGGCCAUGGCGACGUUCAUGCAGCAGCAGAAGGAAGCCGCAGCGCUCUUCAGCUUCUCAGGUCACAUGACUGAGGGCUUUGCCAUUGACUGGUCGCCCAUGGUACCUGGUCGUCUCGCCAGUGGCGACUGCAAGAAGAACAUCCACGUGUGGGAGCCACAGGAGGGUGGAGCCUCGUGGCGAAUCGAUCAGCGGCCUUUCAGCUCGCACAGCAAGUCUGUCGAGGACCUGCAGUGGUCACCUACUGAAACUACGGUUUUUGCGUCAUGCUCAGUAGAUCAGUCCAUCCGUGUUUGGGAUAUCCGCGCCCCGCCCACCUCCAUGCUGUCAGCCAAUAAAGCCCAUGAGUCAGACAUCAAUGUCAUCAGCUGGAACAGAACCGAACCGUUCCUCCUCUCGGGGGGGGACGAUGGGCUUCUCAAAGUGUGGGACCUCCGGCAGUUUAAGACCGGGCACCCCGUGGCCAACUUCAAACAGCACUGCGCCCCCAUCACUUCGGUGGAGUGGAACCCGGUGGACUCGAGCGUGUUCGCCGCAUCCGGCGCAGACGAUGUGGUCAGCCAGUGGGAUCUGUCAGUGGAGUCGUGUGACGUGGGCACCAGGGUGGCGGGCAUGAAAGACCUACCCCCGCAGCUGCUCUUCCUGCACCAGGGCCAGUCUGAGAUCAAGGAGAUCCACUGGCACCCGCAGAUUCCUGGCAUAAUGGUCUCCACGGCGCUGUCCGGAUUCAACGUGUUCAGAACAAUAUCCGUGUAGUGUGUUCAGACGCAUGGCUAGUACAUGCUUCAUCAUAUGUAAAAUAUAUAAUUCCCAAUGUACCUUGCCCUUGAGGAACUUCUAUAGACCUUUUCACUAUGAAGUCACACAUACUUCAGCAGUAGUCACUUUUAUGCCACCCGGAAGUGUCUUAGCUCCUCUUAACAAACAUGAAAUGCUCUAUAAUGGACUUAUUUUUGACAGAUGCAACCAAAUAUAGCUGCCAUGUGUCAGCUUUUCCACUAAACCUUACGACUGUAGUUUACAGAUGUGUUUUAAGCACUAUUGCAUGCUUAAGAUAAAAUGUGUGAAGGUGAAAGAACAUAGAGAAAACAAAGCUUAUGCUCAUUUGAUAUCCCAAAUAGUUUUAUUGUUUCAUUGUAAACCACAGGACAUUAAAUGCCAGCAAGUUCAAUGGAUAAACACAAAAAAAUAUUU